AUGACUAUGAUGUCAUUGUAUCAGACACUGGAAACAGUGGGCUUUAUUGGGGGUACAUUUGUUGGUCUAACAUAUCGAUACCUUAAUCGACAACUAGUAGUUGCCGUAUGUUUUGUCAUACUGGCCAUUGCGACAGCCGUAUUGCCUGUCCUACCAAAUCUACCGGUGCUCUAUGUUUGCUCAAUAGUUUGGGGCUUCUGUUUCAGUGUUAUCAUGUGUUCGUAUACCGUAUGGACGGUAGAGUUAUGGCCAACCAGUAGUGCACCCGUACUCUACAUCGAAGACUUUGCCUACGGUAUCGGUUCGACACUGGCUUCGGCUAUACUCAAGCCAUAUCUAACUGGCAAAGUGGCCGCCAAUGUGGAGGUCGAUAGGCGUUCAAAACUUAUGUGGCCGUUCAUUACAAUAGGAAUAUGUGUUAUUUUAGUUCCUUUAUCAUCGUUGAUCAUGUACUCUAUAAAACCAUACAAACAACUUAAUAGACAACAACACCCACAACAGUGUUUAGGACAGUCAGCAAAAAAUGAUGAGAAGGCUGUGCCUAACAUUAUUACUACCAAAACAAAUGAUAAAUUAGAUAAUAGUGGUAUUGCUGAUGUAGUUGAUGGACAACUACCUGCUGAGACAACAACGGUUGUCAAACUGUUUGAUCGAUCGGACACACCGGGCACUGUGAUGCGGGUGCUGUUCAUAGCCUGGUGUACGGCAUACGUACUGUUUCAGACGGAGUUCCUUAUGUUUAUGUUUACAUAUAUGCAAAAAUCACCGGUACAGGUAUCGCCGCAGAUUGGCUCCGACAUUAUGAUGGUAUCGACAUCAGUGUAUACAGCAUUUACGGUAGUCAAUGCAUUGUUAACAGUACGAGUGGGCGUAAAUCCGGUUAUUUACGGACACUACGCCAUAAUACUAGUGGCUGCCUGUGUACUGGUGAUUGGCCACUACUAUCUGGUAGCCCUAUGGGUAGCCUCUGUGUUGUUGUGUUGGGGUUUUUCGGCAAUGUUUGCCGGCGUCUACGCGUUUACUUCUAAAUACGUUUCGUUGACCAACCGAUUGAGCACCGGUAUUGUUAUGGCACGCGGUGUAUGCAAACUGUUUACACCGAUAAUCAUCGGCCAGUUUAUCGAUGACCACUCACGAUACGAAAAUAAAAAUGUUUAA
Molecule: messenger RNA, 1158 nt
Organism: Oppia nitens
Lineage: Eukaryota; Metazoa; Arthropoda; Arachnida; Sarcoptiformes; Oppiidae
Exons: 4
Coding region: 1-1158 (385 amino acids)
Biological process (GO): transmembrane transport
Source: RefSeq, a predicted model, not a curated record